CUGGUGUCUUGGCGGCUUGCGACCCGUGCCGCCGGCUUCAUCCUUCCCCAAGCUUCAACAAAACGUUUUCUCCUCCUCAUGUUGCUCCGCAGGCUCCGACGCUUUGAGGAUGAAGAGUGCCAUCCCUGCUAACAAUGUGAUUGACGCGCCUCCACCGCACCUCGCAACACCUCUAGAUUCCCCCGGAACUUCCGGUUCUUUCCAGUUCCCCACCUCUAAUCUUCCCUCGCUGUCUCCAACCACAUCCCCAACAAGCCCAGCGACAUCAGACGCCAACAAAGUUCCCAUCCCCAGAAUACCAGUGCCUGAAACACCUCGAACCCAACCCCGGACCGUCCGCGCUUGCGCGCAGUGCCAGAAGAAAAAGACAAAAUGCGACGGCGCGAAACCGAAGUGUCGGUUCUGCGAGCGAUCGGGCGCGAUCUGCACGUACACCAAGUCGAAGCGCGAAAGCCAGCAGCUGCAGUUUCAGUCGUUCGAGCAGAGGAUUAACGCGUACGAAUCUCUUCUUCAGGAAAUCAUUUCCCAGAAUAAUACCCAGGACAGCCGCCUGUCGAUCCAGGAUGCCAUACGCAGACGCUUCCAGGCUUCUCCGGAUUUCUUUUCGACGCUUCUCGCCGCGAACUCGCCUCUCGAUCAGCACAUACCCUUGCCGAGGCCGGGAUUGUCGUUGAGGAGGAUGCACCAAGCGUGGCAGGCGAAUGAGAAUCGUCAAGCGCUGGUCCUUGCGCAGCAGCCACCUGUACAAGUGACCUCGAUCGAGCACUGGACGUCGCUUGUUGACGACGACGUUGCCAGCCAUUUGCUCUCUCUCUAUUUUACAUGGGAGAAUCCAAUAUGGCAGCUUGUUGAUCAGAAUCAAUUUGUGCAUGACCUCGAACGUGGCCGAACGAGGUUCUGUUCUUCUCUUCUCGUCCACAUUUUGUUGUUCUAUGGCUGUGUAAGUACAUCGCAUACUUGGAUAAAUUCCGCUAACAGUCCACAGAGCUUCUCGUAUAAUCUUACUCGAAUCACAGAUCGUUCAGAGGAAAAGGUCCUCGGCGAUAAGCUUUACGCGGCAAUACAGCGCCUCUGGCAGCAGGACAAAGACCGAGUCGACCUUCCUACAGUACAAUCCAGUAUAUUAAUUGGGCUCCUCUGCUGCACCUUUGGCCUCGAUAAAAUCGGCACACAGUAUAUCACUCGUGGAGCGGAGAUAAGCGCGCGGUUAGCGGCAAUCCUGAAUUGCCAGAAGCUAGUGUCAUGGGCUGUUUUUGACAUCCACGCGCUAGCUUGUCAGGUAUACAGGAAGCCACCUGUUCUGGAUGAGCCUCCGGCCGUACAGUUUUCUCAGGAGGAAGCGGCUCUUUUAGACGAAGGUGCCGAAUGGUGUCCAUAUCCCAUCCAGUCGCCUGUUGCGCAACCUUUUUACUAUACGGCGUCCUGGGUUAGAAGUGAGCUGGUUGCUAUAGUUCACGACAUCGCCUGCUUCGCGCUGAAAUUUCCUGCCUCAACCUUGAACUGCGAUGACUGGGAUUAUGGCCAUACCUUGCAUCAGAAACUUCUCAGCUGGAACGCAAAACUACCAUGGAGUGUCCUCCCGAGGCACAACACAACACCUCAUAUCAUAUGCCUACAGUUCGUCACCCGGCCUACUCUAAGGACGAAUCAUUAACCUUUUUAGCCUAUACUACCACGCCACAACCGUCUCGCUAUGCGAAAUCUUCCUCCAAAACGAAUCUUCCCCCGAAGCACAGCCACCCCGCUUCGACCCUGAACCUAUUAAAUCCCAGAGCCUCGAUACAAUCGGCUCCCUCGUCCUCCUGUAUAAGCACUACCACGGCUGGAAAUCUAUUCCCAUCGUAAUGCUACACUACUUUUGCGUCGCAGGCAUCCACGCCAUCUCAAAACUCCAUCCCCGCGAACCAAAAUGGGGCCUUGUUCUCGAAAGUUCCGUCGUCGGCCUCUGGCAUAUGAGUCUGAGCUGGGGACGCUUGUGUAAAGCGUUUCUGCGGAUGAUUGAACUAGUCCUGAAAGCGAGGAAACCGCAAGUGCCGUCGUUGGUUCCGCCCAAGGUUACGACGAUUUUCGCGCAGAUGAGUGGGAGUCUCUGGACGGAGAGUGAUGCCUUGGCGCUUUCGGCCGGGUAUAUUGUGCACCAUGUUCCUGGGCAGGGCGAGGGCGGGUCCAAGUUCAAGGCGCAUGCGCUGCAGGAGCUUUUGCUGGCGAUGGAGGGGUUGGCUGUGGCGCCGGGGACUGUUGAGGAUUGAACUUUACGUGCAUUGUACUACCUAUUCAAGGUGAUCAUUCACUAGUACACAGCUAGUGCCUGGUGUGAUAGUCCCUGGUAGUGACUAUACAACGAAAGUAUUACACGACGAUUGCUGGUCGAGCUCGUGCCAUCAUGAUACACGAAGAGGUGUGGCGAUGAUUGGCAGCUCGCGCGGGCCGCCAUGGCCAGCCAAAUCACAAGCUCGCAGGCUAAGGCGGAUUGUUGUAGCGGGAGUUCAGUCUGUUGGAGCGACCUUGGGUGUCGCGUUUGGUUUUGAGAAGUAUAUAUCGUUAUUAUAUGAAUUAGCGAUGUAUUCUGGAAUCAGGAUCAGGAGAUACUCCUGCAUGCGUCGAUCUGCUCGUUUGAAGCUCAGCGCUUUCCUCAUGUCCAGUGUGGUAAGCAUAUGCAGAAAUAUAUAUGAAACAGACCAAUAGAUUCAGAUCCAGCGGCGGCACUAGUCGUCGAGAGCGACAAGAAAUAAUAGAAAGAAUAAGAGUCUUAAGGCACCAGCUGAGUUCAUUCAGCGACAAUAUGGUAUUGGGAUGGAACAAAGAUUUACACACUGUGGACGGCAAG
Messenger RNA from Aspergillus calidoustus, 2827 nucleotides. Lineage: Eukaryota; Fungi; Ascomycota; Eurotiomycetes; Eurotiales; Aspergillaceae. The record is from the annotation of a GenBank genome assembly.